Messenger RNA from Clupea harengus (Atlantic herring), 2424 nucleotides. RefSeq names its product aldehyde dehydrogenase 6 family, member A1 (gene aldh6a1). The record is from RefSeq and is a predicted model, not a curated record. Gene Ontology annotation, cellular component: mitochondrion. Bases 116 to 1693 code for a protein of 525 amino acids. Gene Ontology annotation, molecular function: methylmalonate-semialdehyde dehydrogenase (acylating, NAD+) activity. The transcript is spliced from 12 exons. Gene Ontology annotation, biological process: L-valine catabolic process; thymine catabolic process. NCBI's taxonomy places the organism in Eukaryota, Metazoa, Chordata, Actinopteri, Clupeiformes, Clupeidae.
UUCAUUUCAUAAGACUUGACACUAACAAGGGUAGUGUGCAGCAGGUUCUUUGUGGGGUCUUCUGCAGACAAGUCUAGAAACAAACGCACCGUGCAGAUAUUAAGCCAAAACAAGUAUGGCCGUGGCAAUUGCAAGAACAGUGUGGAGGAAAAAGAUCCCCCACCAUGUGUGUCGCAUGUCCUAUUCAUCAACAGUGCCUACUACGAAGCUUUUUAUCGACGGGAAGUUUGUUGACUCUCAGACUUCAGAAUGGCUAGAAAUCCACAACCCUGCGACCAACGAGGUGAUCAGCCGCGUACCGAAGGCCACUCAGGCGGAGAUGCUGGCGGCGGCGGACUCCUGCUCCAGGGCCUACGCCUCCUGGUCCGAGACCUCCGUCCUCAGCCGACAGCAGAUCUUCCUCCGCUACCAGCAGCUCAUCAAGGACAACAUCAAAGAGUUGGCCAAGUCUAUCACACUGGAGCAGGGCAAGACUCUGGCUGAUGCAGAGGGAGACGUCUUCAGAGGCCUGCAGGUGGUGGAGCACUGCUGCAGUAUCACGUCCCUCAUGCUGGGCGAGACGCUGCCCUCCAUCACCAAGGACAUGGACACCUACACCUACCGGCUGCCCAUUGGCGUGUGUGCGGGCAUCGCGCCCUUCAACUUCCCUGCCAUGAUCCCCCUCUGGAUGUUCCCCAUGGGCAUGGUGUGUGGCAACACCUACCUCAUGAAGCCCUCGGAGCGUGUGCCCGGCUGUACCAUGCUGCUGGCGCGGCUGCUGCAGGACGCCGGGGCGCCCGACGGCACGCUCAACAUCAUCCACGGGCAGCACGACGCUGUGAACUUCAUCUGUGAACACCCUUCCAUCAAGGCCAUCAGCUUUGUGGGCUCCAACCAGGCAGGAGAGUACAUCUACGAGCAGGGCUCCAAGAACGGCAAGAGGGUGCAGUCCAACAUGGGGGCCAAGAACCACGGCGUGGUGAUGCCCGACGCCAAUAAGGAGAACACGCUGAACCAGCUGGUGGGCGCCGCGUUCGGGGCCGCCGGGCAGCGCUGCAUGGCACUCAGCACGGCCAUCCUGGUGGGAGAGAGUCGGGACUGGCUCCCCGAGCUGGUGGACCGCGCCAGGAACCUGCGCGUCAAUGCAGGUGACCAGCCCGGUGCCGACGUUGGGCCGCUGAUCUCGCCCGAGGCCAAGACCCGGGUCAACGGCCUGAUCCAGAGCGGGGUGGACGAGGGGGCCAAGCUGCUGCUGGACGGACGCAGUGUGAGGGUGAAGGGCUACGAGAACGGCAACUUCGUGGGCCCCACCAUCCUUGGCAACGUCACGACUGACAUGAAGUGCUACACAGAGGAGAUCUUCGGGCCGGUUCUGGUGGUGCUGGAGGCUGAGAGUCUGGAUGAAGCCAUCAGCAUGGUCAACAACAAUCCCUACGGCAACGGCACCGCCAUCUUCACCACCAACGGGGCUACAGCCAGGAAGUACACCAACGAGGUGGACGUGGGUCAGAUUGGAGUCAACGUUCCUAUUCCAGUUCCUCUCCCCAUGUUCUCCUUCACGGGGUCCAGAGGCUCGUUCCGUGGAGACACCAACUUCUACGGCAAGCAGGGGAUCCAGUUCUACACUCAGAUCAAGACGAUUACAUCGCAGUGGAAGGCAGAGGACGCCACGCUCAAGACUCCCGCUGUUACCAUGCCAACAAUGGGGCGCUAAUGUAGCCUGUGAACAGCCCUCCUUUGUUGUAACUACUGACAUGCCUUAAAACUCAAAGAACAUGGAACGAAAUGCAACGAGUAUAUGUGUGUGUGCGUGUGUAUAUGGACAUGCAAGUGUGUGUGUGUAUAUGGACAUGCAAGUGUGUGUGUGUGUGUUGGGGGGUGAAGGGGGUGUAUUGCGUGUGCGUGUCAUCUUGUGGGGAUGGUUAUGAGUGAUGUUGUUAGCAGGUGUCAUUGUUUUUGAUGCACAGUGGUUGUAAUCCACGUCUGCAUUUCUUUCCCUGUGGACAGUCAUUAGUGCAGUUUGACCUGCUUUGAGUGCUUCACCUAGUCUCUCUGUUGUAGCAGCGCCCCCUUCAGGACAUUGAGGAGAAUGCACAUAAUUGUGCGCUCUUCCACAGAAGCACACCGUUUGGAUUGGCAAGUGUUCACGCUGUAACUACAUGAUGACCUCACUGAGCUCUAGGUCUGUCUGAACUGUCCUAAAUGUCCCACAGCUAACGUAAUGCUGUUCUGAUGUUAAUGAAUGGACUUAACCUUGUAGGCAUUAUCAACGUGUAGGUUAGACUGUGUGUGAGUGAUCUUUUUGUUUUGAUUGAAUGUUUGUUUGAAAAAAUUCAAAUGUUUAUUAGUGAGAAUGAAAAAAACAUGUUUUUCUGAGAUACCAGCUGCAAAUAAUGCAUGAUCAAGUGGCGCUUUGAUCCCCAAAUAAAACACUUUGUGACGGAA